This is a messenger RNA of Solanum verrucosum, 822 nucleotides long. RefSeq lists its product as uncharacterized. NCBI's taxonomy places the organism in Eukaryota, Viridiplantae, Streptophyta, Magnoliopsida, Solanales, Solanaceae. Gene Ontology annotation, cellular component: Ric1-Rgp1 guanyl-nucleotide exchange factor complex; cytosol; Golgi membrane. The transcript has 8 exons. Gene Ontology annotation, biological process: intracellular protein transport; retrograde transport, endosome to Golgi. The record is from RefSeq and is a predicted model, not a curated record. The coding region runs from base 192 to 806 and encodes 204 amino acids.
GUUAUUUGAGGAAUGUUUCCAAAGGAGAUGGUAUCGAACUGCCGCUUGCUAUAUACUAGUAAUUGCUAAGCUUGAAGGUCCAGCUGUAAGUCAGUAUUGUGCAUUGCGUUUGUUGCAGGCAUUUCAAAUUUUAUGAAGAUCUCAAUGAGCUUUAGUUCAAUUUAUUUCCAAAUGGAAAAUCAAAUGAACACAUGCUUGGUAAAGUCAAAAUUUCAGUAACAUCAACAAGUUUGGACUUAUUCCUUGACCUCACAUGGUGUUCUCCACUUGCCCAGGCAACAUUGGAUGAGUCUUUAUACGAACUGGCAGGGGAACUGGUGAGGUUUCUUCUCAGAUCUGGACGGGAAUAUGAACCCACAACCACUGAUUCUGAGAAGCUAUCUCCUAGAUUCUUUGGAUAUUUUCUGUUUCCUUCUAGUCACCGGAGGCAAACUUUGGAGUCCAAAGGUUCAUUUAAGGAGCAGAGUGCACAUGUUGCUUCUGUUAAGAAUAUUUUAGAAUGUCAUGCAAGCUAUUUGAUGUCUGGAAAAGAACUGUCAAAGCUCGUUGCAUUUGUGAAGGGCACACAGUUUGAUCUUGUGGAAUAUUUGCAGCGAGAAAGAUAUGGAAGUGCUCGUUUGGACAAUUUUGCUUCAGGCUUUGAACUUAUUGGGCAGAAGCUUCAGAUGGAAACAUUGGAAAGUCGUUUAGAUGCAGAGUUCCUUUUGUCUCAUAUGUGCUCUGUGAAGUUCAAAGAGUGGAUUGUAGUAUUGGCCACACUUUUGAGGCGGUCUGAGGUUUGGCUAACUUCUUUUAACUGGAUAUAGGAUAUUAUAGAUAUGU